Messenger RNA from Chiloscyllium plagiosum (whitespotted bambooshark), 606 nucleotides. The record is from RefSeq and is a predicted model, not a curated record. Lineage: Eukaryota; Metazoa; Chordata; Chondrichthyes; Orectolobiformes; Hemiscylliidae.
AUGAAGGGACAGCGAUAUAUUUCCAGCACUUCCAGCAAGAUAGAAGCUACCAUCCUGUGUCAGACUGGCACCCAGUUUAUUAAUGCUUCCAGCAGCGAACUGGAAAAAUUCAUCGGGUGGAAGCUUUUCCACAGAUGAUGACUCCGGGAGUGCAGCUUGGGAGGAAGGAACCUGCAGAUAAUGUUUUUUCCAACACUCUUUGAUGCAAUUCCUGUAGCUCUUGUUGCUGGAAUACUAUUUUCUGUUUUGAUAAUUGUAUUUGCUUUGGUGACGGCUGGAUUCUUUAUGUUCAAUGCAUUUGGAAGACCUUAUGAGACUCUCCAUGGUCCGAAUGGCCUAUACCUUUUGAAAUACCAUUGCCUGUUCCUUUGGUUUACCUCUGAAGUAAAAAGUCAUCGCCUGUCUGAGAAGGUUGCAAACUACAAAGAGGCAAACUUUGUCUUCAAGAUGCAGACUGAAGCAUUUGAGUAUUCUUUCUGGCUUCUCGUUUGCACAGCGAUGCAUUCUGUCAACAUGCUGCUCAUCAGAUUAGCUGGAGUUCAAUUCCCUUUCUUCAAACCAAAACAUGCAGAUUCAAGUAAUGGGGGAGCUGACCUUAGGUACUAA